Ilyonectria robusta is the source of this 2722-nucleotide messenger RNA. RefSeq lists its product as uncharacterized. NCBI's taxonomy places the organism in Eukaryota, Fungi, Ascomycota, Sordariomycetes, Hypocreales, Nectriaceae. Gene Ontology annotation, biological process: regulation of DNA-templated transcription. The transcript is spliced from 2 exons. The record is from RefSeq and is a predicted model, not a curated record. Gene Ontology annotation, molecular function: zinc ion binding; DNA-binding transcription factor activity, RNA polymerase II-specific. Bases 1 to 2415 code for a protein of 804 amino acids.
AUGAGCCGUUUGCGCCCCCAUCUUGCUCACAAGGGCCUCCUCCCUGCGCCCGAAUCGAAUGUCCAACAGCUGCCCUCGGCCCCGAAGAGGCGGAGAGUCAGGAGAGGCACAUCGAGCUGCUGGGAGUGCAGGCAUCGCAAGGUCCGCUGCACCUUCGUCGAGAACUCCACGGUGUGCAUCUCCUGCACGCGCCGUGGGUCGGAGUGCGUGAGCCAAGAGUUCCAGAUCAAUCCCGCCGGCACGAGAGGGCAAUCCGACGUGGCAUACCACAAGGUUGCUCAGAGUCUCCUGCAUGUUGAGGGGCUCAUCAACGGGCUUCUUGACCAGGUUUCCCGUAGUUCUUCUUCUUCUUCAACAGGGAAAGCAGCUACUCUCCCUCUACGCCAGUUCAGGUUCCACCAGAGAUCCCCAUCUGGUACAACCUGCGCUGUCCAGCCAGGCCCAGCACUGCCAAGGGAGAUAAGGCCUCAACUCGCCCGAGAGGAACUGUUCUUCCAAUCCGAAGACUUCGACCGAAUUCCGUCUGUCACCCUCCCUACAGAUCCUACCGCCUCAGAACCCUCACCUCCGAGCCCGAUAGAGCCGGGCGGCGGGAUACACGUUGCAGAUCCGGGUUCAGCGCUGAGCUUGCCACCGACACUGCCGGAUUACCACUCGAUAAGCCACCAUGUUCAUUCGCUAAUGCCUUCCCUCGGUUCCGCCCUGGCUAUCCUUCGUAGGGCGAAAUAUGUUUACCUCCCCAUGCAGAUGAUACAGAGGCCGUACCGAGAGUUUGUAGAGUCGUCCGUCGUGUACCAGCCCGCGGACCCUUUUACUAUUCCAGAGCCAACCGCGCAUCCGAUUUUAAUAGCUCGGAGGUUCAUACAGAUCGCGCUCGGCCUACAGCAAUUACAUGAGGAUAGCUCAUCCGAUACAAGAAGCUCGCGCUUGCUCAGGGCGGCCCGGGAGGCUUCGCGACGUUACUUUGACGCGGCCACCCGCUAUGUCACUUCGCAGGACCCUCUAGUCGCUUCGGACGACGGCAUCGAGACUCUUAUGCUAGAGGGCCUUUACCAAAUCAACUCCGGGAACCUGCCGCUCGGCUGGAUGGCGUUUCGCCGCGCGAUUGGCAUUGCGCAACUCAUGAAGUUGCCCCUUCGGUCCAGGAAAGAAGGCGAAAGACAAGGAUCCAACAACACUCAAGCGCUGACGAAGUCGCAGUUCCUCUGGUUUCGCCUCAACUACGGCGACCGUUUCCUGUCACUGAUGCUGGGAGUCCCGUCCGCCACUGCCGACGACAGCUUCGUCUCUUCCCAUGUCAUGGCGGCAGACGUGCCGCUGGGGAGGCUGGAGAGGCUGCAUACGGUCAUCAUGGGCCGCCUCAUCGCACGGAAUCAACGCCUCGCCGCCGCGGACCAUCCGAUCCAGGCUCUCCGAAGCGAACUCGAGGAGACCCGGAGCAUAGACCGAGAGAUGCGGAAGAUCGCGCCUCUCUUUCCUGUGGAAUGGUGCCUCCCGCCUCAUCAAGGCGACCUAGUCACUGAUGCCAUAAAGUCCAGAGAGGAGACGCCCAGGCUUCUAGCCCAAGUGAACCAUGCCCACUUGCUCCUCAUCAUCCAUCUGCCGUAUAUCAUCCAGACCCUGUGUUCAGAGCCGCAAUUCAGCGACGCGCACAGCAUAUACACCGCCGCGACGGCGAGCCGAGACGUUCUGUCCCGGUUCAUUCUAUACCGCAAAUCCAAUCAAGUGCCCUCAUGCUGUCGCGCCGUCGACUUCAAAGGCCUGACGGCCUCGGCGACCCUGCUCCUUGCACACUUGGACGGACAUCGCCUUGACCACGCCAACGGGCUCGCGCACCAGCGCCUGCAGGACCUGGGGCUGGUGCAGAUGGCUGUUGAGAGCAUCGAGGGCCUCGUCAGGUCCUCGCCCAAUUCCCAGGGCGAAACAGGGCUGCGGGUGCUGAAAGGGCUGCAAGAGGCCGAAGCACGAGCGGCAGACAGCGUCGCGCACUCGCUUUGCAUCGACGGAUGGGCAUCGGGAGGGGAAUGCCACGUGUUUGAAGAGGGUUCCGGUCUCGAGUUUGCGGCACCUUACCUUGGGAGAGUCCGGAUUGCGCCCCUGGAGGUGCCAGCCGAGGGCUCGGCGGCUUUAGACUGGCUUUUGGUCGAGCAAUUCGGCGCCAUGCCCAGCACCAGCGCCAGCAGAGGCUCCGAACAGUGGCCUCCAAUGCACAGCAAAGCCCCUUCAGACGCCGUACCGUCCCUGGCGGGGUUCUCAGUCAUGGCCACACUGUGGGAUGAAGUAGGCGGGAGUGUCCCUAACACGACCCUGGUGAGCCCUCCAAGUCUCGCUGCCCAAGGGCUAUAUCAAGAGGUCGUGCCAGGGCGGACACACAGGGUCGAGUACAUGGACACCUCAGGGCUCGGGAGCAUAUGAGUUUACACAAGGUAGCUAGCCACCGCGUGACUAUAACCCGAAUUCCCAUAUUUCUGUCGGACCUCGACAUCGCUUUCCACCCCUUUGAUUUUGAAAUAAACGCCAAGCCCUUGUCUCCGGCAUUGGGUGUAGGGAUGCAAGGUUGAAGUGGCGAUUUAUACCAGAACACGAAUGUGAUUCGGAUCCCGUGUGUCUGUAAAAGAGGCAAACAAACAGGCAAAGGGAUUUGACCUAGGCAAGGCGUUGUUGCUGCUCAACAGGUGACGUGGAAGGGAAAGUCUGCACAAUUGUGAAAUAGAGAGAGUGG